UACACCUGGAGCUCCAUCAACGUCAAUUGACGCUUCCCUACUGGGCACAGGUUCCCAGAGCUGCUUCUCGCGACGGACCUUGCGAACCAAACACCACAAACCACAACCUCCACAAAAUGUUCGCCUUACGGAUGCGGGCGGUGGCCCAGGGCAUGCCUCGCCAACUUUCGAAGCGGUCGUUUACUGCUACUGCCCGGCAAUUGGAAUCCACGACGGUGCCCACCAAGGGCGACGAGAAAGUACCCCAGGUCACCGGUGGCCCUGCGCCCACUACUGUCCAGCAGGCGCCCAACCGCACCGAGGUUUGGUCGCGCACCCAGAGACCCCGUGCUGAUGCCAUGACUGGCCCUCGUUUCGAGCAGACGGAUCUUGAGAACCAGCCCCGCCCCUGGGCUGCUAUCGAGCUCAUCCACAAGGAGCCCGUCAGAUGGACGCACGACCGGGUCGUUGCCUGCGACGGUGGCGGUGGUCCUGCUGGACACCCCAAGGUUUACAUCAACUUGGACAAGGCUGAGAUUACGCCUUGCGGUUAUUGCGGCCUUCCUUUUGCCAACGAGCAUCACAGAAAGCACCUUGAGUCUCUCCCACAGACAUCUUAUCCCCUGGCUUAAAUGUAGACCAGAAAAGGGGACAUGGCGGGGUGAUGAGUUUGCGGGGUUGGUUGAGGCUCUGUACAUAUGUAACUUUGCCAAUAGAUGGCUUUCAGUUGCGCUUCAGAAUGUUGGACUGGGUGAUUUUCUUUUUCCAUUUUCACAAAGCAGGCAGAAGUCCCCGUGUGUUUGAGACAGUGCCAGGCUUACACUUC
This is a messenger RNA of Podospora pseudopauciseta, 805 nucleotides long. RefSeq lists its product as uncharacterized. The transcript has 3 exons. NCBI's taxonomy places the organism in Eukaryota, Fungi, Ascomycota, Sordariomycetes, Sordariales, Podosporaceae. Bases 117 to 611 code for a protein of 164 amino acids. The record is from RefSeq and is a predicted model, not a curated record. Gene Ontology annotation, biological process: mitochondrial electron transport, NADH to ubiquinone.